Molecule: messenger RNA, 9760 nt
Organism: Lingula anatina
Lineage: Eukaryota; Metazoa; Brachiopoda; Lingulata; Lingulida; Lingulidae
Biological process (GO): signal transduction
Molecular function (GO): protein binding; GTPase activity; GTP binding
Source: RefSeq, a predicted model, not a curated record
GCAGCAAGGUCAAACAGAUAUGAAGAUGGGCAGUGCGCUUUCAAGCAUGCUGAAGUGAUUUAAAAAAAAUUACAGACGGGAUACCGAAUAAGCAUAACGAUGAUUGUCGAAUGAUGUCUUGGAAAUUAUUUAAAAGUUUGUUAAAAGCACCGAGGAAGAUCUGAAAUUGACACCUUGUGAAAACUGGGUCAUCUCUAAGCGCUAAGAGGUGAGCUGAAUACUCUUCACUAUCAAAAUGGCAGAGGAAGAGAGAAAUGAGUUUGAAGACAUAUUGUCAGAAGAGAAUGUAAAUAACCAGGAAGAUUUUGAAGAUGACUUGUAUAAUCUAGAGGAAGAGUAUGUGGAAGGUGAAGAAGCUGACGAUGAUGACAUGUAUGGAGAGACUGAAGAACCUGAGGAAUUGCAAGCACAGGGGAACCCGUUUGCUAAUAUAUUUAGUGGCUUUGGUGACAUGUUGAAUGUUGCAGCACAGGAGCAGAAAUAUCCGCAGUCUCAACAAGUGCAGCAGCAAGCUGCCACAGCGAACUUAAUUCAGGGAUUUAGCAAUGUGUUUACCGAGUUUGGAGAUCUUGCGGGAGCUGCUCAGUCUGGGGAAAGGGGAAAUAGGCGAGUUGAUCCAUCAGAACUGAUGUUCACAAAGAAAAAUUUGAAAAAAGUAGAUCUAAACCAGGGACGCAGAAGACAAGGCAUCGGAUUUAAAGAAUUUUAUGAAGAUUUUAAUCAAGCAGAGUACAAAAAGUUUCCAGAAGAGGCCAUCCACUAUUUGCCAGUAGAAUCAAUUGUGAAAGUAAUAGAAAGAACUUUGCCCCCUCCCAGCGUUCUUGACUUUAAGGGGUUAGAUAUGAUGACGGACUUCGUAUUUGAGUACUUGAUGCGCCGUAAUGAAGAAGAGUCUUUGGAAGCAGCAUUCACAGUCACCGCAAUUGAUUGUAGUGGUUGCAGAUAUCUUACUGAUGAGGGUAUUUUGCGUAUGGUCCACACAUUCAAGUAUCUCAAAGAGGUUGUAUUGGAUGCCUGCCCUCUGCUGACAGAGAUGUCUUUACUCUACCUGCUUGACCUCGAAGAAAUAGAGGUCAUCUCUAUGAAAGCCACGGCAGUGUCCGUGGUCACCUUCAGUCUCAAGGACCACCCACAGUUGAAACAUGUGAACUUGGAGGGAUGCCCUUUACACACACCCUUUCCAAGCAAUCGGGGCAUUCUUCACAGCAUUACAAGUGGGGACAUUGGAAGAGAAUCAGAGUUAAGAGGUUAUCUGAGAGAGCUGACUGCAAAUCACAAAGUGAUGAUGAAUAUGGUUGUCCUGAAUAUGUACACACCAUUUGGUUUUACACACUGGCUGGAAACUGGGGAGAAAAAAGAAAGCCAGGAGCCAUUUCACUAUCUGCCAGCCUGUGAAGUGAAUUUUCCUAUUAAUACUCCUGAUGGAAGAAGCUGGGAUCAUGCUAGUUAUAACAUUUUGGAGAUAAGUGAAGGUUAUCAGGGAUUUGAACAUUUGUUUUUAUCUGAGAGCAACCUUAUAGUCAUUCCGUUCCUGCUGUCCAAGUUCUCAUCACAGGAUGAGGUCCAGAAAUGGAUUUUGUCAAGACACAUACAGCUGAGCAAGUACAAGCCUCUCCAAAUUGUGUUUGCAUGCAUCUCGGAUGGAAGAAAGGAAGAGAAGGACAAGCACCCAGAUGAUAGUGCUGUUGAAAAACUUUUUAGAAGUUGGUGGCCAGAUGUGCUAUUGGAAAAAGUCCUACAAGAUGAAGAGUUUCUUCUUGCCCCCGGAACUGUUCAGAACUUCAAAUUCAGGUGCCAACAGGAACACAUGGACUAUGAAAUCCUUCGUAUGAACAGGGUGGCACCAAGCAUCAUUAAUCUUAAUCUUGAUGAAAAGGGAUGUGUUCAACAAUUCUGGAGAAAAAUGGCGCAACUGGUCAGAUUUUACCCACGGGUCAACUGGAUUAGUUCCCCAGAGUUGAUAGCAGUUACGGGUGCCGUUCAACGGUUAGGAACCAAGCAGGGAAUAUGGGCUUUCUCCGAGCUAUAUCAGGCAUUGUUGGCAGAUCUUGAGGGCUGUAAGUUGUCCAGUUCUGUAGAGGAGAAGUCGCCCAGUAGUGCCAAGAUAGGAGAAGAAGAAGAUACGCCCUUUGACACUGGCCCAACGUACUGGCAAUACCAGAAGGCCAUUGAACGGAUGUGCAAACAGGGCCAGUGUCUGUAUUUCCCUGAUAUGAGACAUCAACCAGUUAUCAUAGAUUUCUCCUGGCUGAAGACUGAACUCAACAAAAUUGUCUCUCACGGUGACGGCAAGAUCCCCUAUGACCAAGAGAAGAUGUCUGAUACUAAGACGGCCAUGCUUUUCAAAUUACUGGAGAAAUGUGGAAUUCUCAUCCAAAGGCCACAGCAGUAUUUGCUGGUCCCUAAAUUGCCAGCAGAACCAGAUAUACCAAUGGAAUACUGCUGGUCAGACUGCCCAGAUAGCAAUGAAGUCCAGUUGUCUAAAGGCUGUGUGAUCGUUGAAGAUAUCCCAUUGGGGUUCUUUCCAGUGCUUCUCAGGGAGUGCUCUAAAAUUGCUGCGAAUCCAGUGCUAUGGCAAAAUGGCCUCCUUGCACAGCAUGGGGCAGUCACCUUACUGAUUGAGAGAAGAGAAACCACAGGAUACGAACUGGAGGAGUUCUUGGAACCAAUUAGAUUGAAGACACCAAUGAAAAAGGGACCGAUGAAGAAAAAAGGGGGGAAGAAGAAAGCUCCAAUGAAGAAAGCUCCAAUAAAACAAGCUAACUCUAAACUGAAAUCAUCUCUGCUGGAAGAUGAUGAUGAUGAUGAUGAAAUAGAAGCUGAAUUGAAGGCAAAGGCCCUACCAGAGCAUACUAACAUCAUCUACAUUGCAGUGCGUGCCACUAAAAUGUUUGCAGAGGAAGAGGUGAGGAAUCAGCAUGCUCUGAUGUCCUGCCUGUGGUCUACACUCCUCACCUAUGUCACCAUAAUGAAGUACGUGUGCCAGAAGUUCAAGGUGUAUUGUCAGUUUCUCACUCCCUGCCCACACAGUGAGACGUGUAACAGCAGGACGAAGUUCUACCAGCACAACAUGUUGUCCAACAGAGACGCCACUAAUGUCGUGUCCAGGCUGAAGUGUGCACAGUGCAAGACGGACGUUAAGGUGGAGGAAAUACUGGGGCCAAAUGAUUUCAGUUUUGUGAAGCCUGGAGGGAUUGCCCCCACACAUACCCUGGACCAGGUGAAGUUUGACGCCAGCCCCCAUGUGGACUACAGCAGGUGUUUUCUGUGUGGAAACUGUGCCUAUGAGGGGAUUGACUGCCCACAGAAUGGAACACAUGGAGAAACAAUUUAUCAUUGUGGGUGCCAGCGUACUGCACAAAUGUGCAGCAAGUGUGGAGUAUGUACAAGGUGCACAAAGUAUUUAAAUAAAGUUCAAACUGCCCUACAGCCUGGCCUUGGUUCCUCCCGGCCAUUCACUAUGAUAGAAGACAUAAAUGAGUCCUCCGUGAUUUCUGUAGAAAAUCUUAGUCGCGGCAACUUCAUCAGCAAUCGGAGGCUUAACGUUCAAAGUGGCACCAAGUGGGCAGCAAUAGAUCCAGUUCAUUUCAACUUCUUUGAGGUCACUCUACUUCCAGCAGAGAUGGAAAGGAAUAAGGUUACAGUGGGUCUGUCAAAGGUUUUUGGAAAACCUUUACUGGAAUAUCACCUGCAAACUGGUGUGAUAGCAGACCACGAGGAGACAGGAGUGAAAGAGCACAAGGAUGGCAAGUGGAUAGUAUCAGAGGCGUGCACCGUCAGAGUCCAGAUGAGGUUCGACAGGGAUGACCAGUGUAAGGCCAUGGAUACAGAAAAGGUUAAGAUAGAAAUUUCAAAAGCAGGGGAGGUGAUCUACACAAAGAAGACACGCCUUCAGCGCCUGUGCGGUACCAUAGGUUUCCAUGGGAAAGGCAUUGAGGUUUUCGUCAAUGCACCUGGAAUUAAGGAAGCUGAGCUGACGCCGUCUCGGAGGAUAAAGGAAGAGAUGUUGGUAGAGAUCAAGGACCCAGCUACAGGAGUCCACCACUUGGCGGAGCUGUCGUCCUCCACACAUGACAACCAGUUAUACACUGCAGUGAUGAAACCUGAGGGCAUUGAGAGCUUUAACAUCAGCCCCUACAGUGACAGACUAUUCCCUUUGUACUAUUCAUACUACAAUAAAGAGCCAAAUGACUAUUGGACUGAAGCCCUGCAUGAAGAUUGUCCCCAAUGUAAAGGGAAGAAUGAGGAAAAAGCUUCAUCUUGUGAAUUUUGUGGAACCUCACUGAAGAAGAUGGAGUUGAUAUCUGCUGAUCUUUCUGAGGAAGAUUUGAACAGCAGAAGAGCACCAAUAUGGUUGUUUUCAGAGACUCAGCGCACCAACAUGAAGCCUUACUACUCAUCAAAAACAGACGGCCGCCUUGAGAAAUGGUGUAGAAACUUCCUUCAGGGAACUGCAAAAACUGCUUGCACUGUGGCCCAGAACCUACCCCUGGUCGAGGAAAAGAUUUUUGCAGAGAGUGAUUUUAACUACUCUGGUGUAGUUGGGGUAAUAAUCCCUAAUUUGGUCAACCAGCACCUCGUUAAGAUGUUACCCCAUGUACGACAAGAAGCUUUGACCAAGGGAACAGAGAGGAAAUUACACCAGUUGUGCUAUUCUAGAGGAGAUGCUGGUGAGAUGUUGAAGGUGCGAGCAGACUAUAAACUGCCUAAAGAGGAGGAUGGGAAGUACUGGCAGCUCCAUCUGGUGGACAGUCCAGGAAUUGAAGUACCGGAAGACAACUUACAGGGGAUGUUGGCAGUUUUAAUUGCCUGUCAUGCUAUCAUGGGAUCACAGAAGGUGGAUCUACCAUCUCACAAGAAACUCCUGCCUGAUUUAGACAUUACUGAAGAUGAGGCUGAGGAGUUAAUCCAGACAGUGAUCCACUUGUGCACCCAGUCUUUGAUGAUGACAAUGUUGUAUCAUGAAGUCAAUGGAUUUGGACAAUAUGUGUUGGCCAAGCUCCUGCCAGACCAUGCAUAUAUAUUCAAAGAUGAAAUCACUACAUUUAAUGAAGGCGGCAUUCUUCACGAGCAUGAAACAAUGACUGGAGACACCCAUCUUCUUUGCAAAGCACAUCUUAAUUGUUACCUGCUUGAAGCUGGACUGACAGAAUUUCCCAUGGAAAAGUUUCAAAUAGAUGGCACCUCCUACACAAGACUAAUCCGCUCCCUGCGCAUCCCCCAGAAUGAUAUCAAGGCACUGCCGGAAGAUUUCUUUCCAUCUUUUCCAUCUCUGGUGGAGUUUGAUGUUAGCCACAACAAGCUUUCAAUACUACCAAAAGGGAUUGGAAAGUGCAAGAAACUAUGUGGAAUUAACGUUAAGAAAAACAAUCUACAGAAUCUGCCAGAGGAAUUACUGGAACUCAAAGACCAACCUCUUCGAUUAGAAAUCUCUGAGAAUCCAAUCCAUUCACUUCCAGAAGUCAUUUGCCACCUUGAAAACCUGCAGCGUUUACUUGCCAAUAACCUACUUUUGACAAGCCUGCCUGAAAAUUUUGGCAACUUGAAAAACCUGAAUUAUCUCACCUUGAAGCACAAUUGCUUGCAGGUCCUGCCUUCGAGCUUCAAAAAUCUCAAGAAACUCAAGUCUCUCAGUUUAGAGGGAUUUCCAUGGUUCAAACACAAACCAAAUGGGUUUCUGUCACAGGAAGACUUUGGGGAAUUCUUGAAAGGAACCUAUGCUGACAAGUGGCUGGAGAUGCAUAAGGAGGACAAGGCCUCGUUAUACGAAUUCUUUGAUGAAGACUCCAAUGGCCUGUUGGAUGAAAAAGAGAUUGCCAAGCUAAAUGCAUGUUUGUUCCACAUAUUUCCAAGGUUUAGAGGAACUGAAGAGGAGAGUGGUAUCCCAGCAGAAAUCCUGGAGCUAGAAAAUCUAGAAUAUCUUGACCUGCAGUUCCAAGGUAUAACCCACAUCCCCGAUGCAAUCAGCAAACUCCACAAACUUCAGGAACUGGUAGUCUCCUUCAACCCGUGUUUAGAGACCAUAUCCCCUCUUGCCGGGAGGCUACCUCUUAAACGAUUAGUUCUGGAUGAGUGCCCCUCUAUUCGUACUCCACCAAAGGAGAUCAUCUCCAAGGGGUUCCAGACCAUCUAUGCCUAUUUGCGACGACUGAUUUCUGGGUCUGUGGAGUGCAAGAGAACGAAACUGAUGCUCGUAGGAUUGGGAGGGGUCGGGAAAACAAGUCUGGUGAAAGCCAUAAUGAGUGGCGGUGGCGUUGGGGAGACACAAGAGGCGAUACCCCAGGUGACUGAUGGGAUAGAUAUCUGUACUUGGACUGUAACACGAGAAAAAGAAACUGUCAGCUAUUCUGUGUGGGAUUUUGCUGGGCAAACUGUCUACUACAAUACCCAUCAGUUCUUUCUCUCAGACCGAGCAGUCUACCUUCUCCUGUGGAACAUCCGCCAAGGUCACGAGCAUGCUGGUCUGGACUUCUGGCUCAACUCCAUAGCCGUCCAUGCCCCCAAGGCCCCCAUACUGGUGGUAGGCACUCAUCUGGACCAGGUGUCCAAGGUGGAGAUCCCUGUGGAAGAAAUGCAGCAGAAAUACAGUCAGAUUAAAGGAUUCCAUUUUGUCAGCUCUCACAGUGGACAGGGCAUAAAGGACCUUCAGGAGAUGUUGCUUGAUGUUACUUUAGAGCAGCCCUACAUAGGAGAACAGAUCCCUCAAGUAUGGCUCAACCUGGAGAAGGAGAUUAUCAAGUUGCGAACUACAGAAAGUGUUGUCUCCUAUGUUUCCCUAGAAGAUUUAGCAUUGACCAAAUCAGGAAUAUAUGAUAAGUCUGAGGUCUCUCAAGCUGUGCAGUUCCUCCAUGAGUUAGGAAGCCUGCAACAUUUUGACAACAAUUUCCUCAAGUCACAUGUGGUCAUCAACCCCCAGUGGAUUGUGGACGUGAUGUCCUGUGUGGUGUCUGUCAAUGACUCACACAUUAAGGAUGGCUACUUCAACCACACAGACAUUCCCAAAGUUUGGGAGGAUUAUCCCGCAGAUCUCCACUGGUGGCUUCUUCGUCUCACAGAGGAGUAUGAUCUGACUUUCCAACUCCCAGACAAACCAGUCAACCUGGUGCCAUGCCUUCUCCCUGAGAGACAGCCUCCAUUUGAUUGGCCAGAACUUGACAGAGAAAAUGGAGAAAGAGAGGCAAAGAUGAUUUACAAGUUUGAUUACCUACCUGCUGGGUUGUUUAACCGAGCACAGGUACGACUGUAUGAGUUCUCUGAUAGCUCUGUGAUCUGGAAGAGGGGCUCUAGACUGAAGAAGAAUGACCACAUUGCUCUCCUCACUCAGUUUAGAGACUCUGAGCUGCAUGUGAAAGUCCAGGGGACCACUCCAGAAAAUGUCCUCUUCCUGGUCCAUGAGGUGUUUGAGGGGUUGAUCACAGAGUCUUUCCAGGGGGUGGUGUACGACUACCUCAUGCCCUGUCCAGACUGUUCCAAGGCUCAUGCCCGUGACCCUCACAUGUUUUCAGCCUCCUCCAUCAGAAGAGCUACACAACUUAAGGCACCUUUCCUGCAGUGUACCAAGUAUUUCCAUGUCAUACCUCUGACAGAUCUACAUAGUAUGAUGCCCCCAGAGAGCAGCACAGACUAUGACCUGCAGCUUGUGCAGACUGUGAGAGGAUUGACUGACCUGAGGAAAGACAUGUCAGCAGAUAUCUUUAUCUCAUACUGUGCAAAAGAUGUUCCAAAGAAAAGCGAGAAACGUGUGGCCCCAGUGGAUGUCUGCAGAGACUUGGAAGAGGCAGGAUAUAGAUGCUGGUUCCAGGAGGACCCCAGUUCCCAGAGCCUCGAGGUUACGGCCAUUGCUCUACGAGAUGCCCGGGUGUUCCUGGCCUGUAUAUCUGACAACUAUAUUGAAGAUCAAGACUGCUGUGCAAUGUUCAAGUAUGCCUGCACUACACUCAGGAAGAGCAUUGUGCUGGUUGUGCUAGGGGAUAGCAUGAACUGGCAGACCAGUCAGAUUGGAUUAUUGGUUGCAGGAGAGGUUUAUGUGAAUAUGCAGCAGAAGGACAAGUACACAUCCAAGCUGGAAGAACUGGCAAAGAAACUGGAUAUGAACACACUUUUAAAGAAAGACGAAGCCAUUGAUUACCCACCAGUGUUCAUCAGCUAUGCUUGGGCCAACUCUGCUCGUGCUGUUGAGUUAGGGACCCCAGAGAAAGAGGGCGCUGCAGGCUUUGGUGAUCCAAGAGACUACAAAGACUUCCUGGAGAAGAAUGGGAUCAAGUGCUGGCUUGAUGUUGAACAAGUUGGAGCUAAUGGUCUGUUUGAAGACAUAGCUGUGGGUCUCCAGAAUGCCAAACUGGUGGUGGCCUGUAUAUCUGACCAGUAUGCUGAGUCCACCAACUGUAAUAUGGAGUUCCGCUUUGCCAAGACUGCCCUGAACCUGCCCAUUAUAGUGGUGACGGUGGGCAGGGGUCAGAUGUGGAGGAAGUCUGAGGUGGGUAUGCUGUCCAUUAACUACCCAGUGGUCAGCCAUGAUGAUACUGACCAGCUACUGAAGCUGGUCAAGGAAAAUUUACCAAGUGAGGUACAGCAACCAGUCUCCAACGAGACCAAGGAGAAGAAGAAGGAGAAAGAACAGGCCAACCAACAACAGAAGAAUACAUCCUUCCAGGAACUGUAUGAACUUGCCCAGAGAAAGUUCUUACGUCAGGUUGCCAAACUUGCUGACUCAUUCAACAUGGAGGCAUACCCACGGCUGGUGGUCAUAGACCAUAUGGCCACUGAGGAGACAGAAGAGGGAGAAAAAGAAUCUGAGAAGGAAAACAGCAAAGAUGCAGAAAAAGAUGAGGAGAAAGAAAAAGAUGAAGAAAGGAAACUUUCCACACCCCACACCUUCAGUAAAAUAAAAAAAGAGCACCCACAUGGACAAAAGCAUUGCUAUCGGGUGCUGUGUGAACAUGAACAGGGCUGGCAUAUUGCUGGUGAUCCCAUACCUGCUCCAAACAUGAAUGAUACAUUCCUGCACAAGUUGAUUCCGUAUCUGGCCCGCAUCAUGGCGAUUGUGAAGCACAGCAAGCACAUUACGCUGAACUGCAUCAGUGGAGAGGAGGGAGAACAGUUCCUCAAAUGGCUGGAAGAGACACCUAGAAAUGCUGUAUCAGAGUGGCAGGACGUCUACAGAGAUCUCCUCCAGGAAGUAUUGAAAGCUGAUAAAGACAGCACAAUGGCAGGUCUGGCAAGAUGUCACCUGCCUAGUGGCAAAGUGGCCUGGCUGUGUGAAGGGCACCGUUCUCAAGGUCGCAUCACUGUCCUUAGCUCCACUGGCAGCUCAGCUGUGUCAGCGCCAGAUGCCGGGAAAGAGAACUUUAUGUUGAAAGCAUUAAUGGCUCCUGACAACCAGCUGACACUUAAGUACAAGGCACACAAUGAGACACAGAUGGCAGCUGCGAUGAAAGACAAAAAGAAGGCUGAGACAACACAAAAACCUAAGUCAGGAAAAACAGCUCGCCCCUCAGAGACAGCACCUCCCAGUGUCAACCCAUUGGUGGCAGCUACAGCGAAUGCCAUGACACUUGACGCUGUGCAGAGGACAGCAGCAACAGCCAACAACAGCAGUAGAACUAAGGCCAGAUUCAAGGCUGCGGGCAUUGCGGCUGCAGUAGCUGGUCAGAAGAGAAACUCCAGCCAAACUUGCGUUAUUUUAUAGAGAAAGUGUGGUUUGUAGUGACAGUUUGUUGCAAUGAUGAAACUAAAGUUUGGAUGCUUACAUGUUUGUCUU